CGAAAAGCUUCAGCUCGAACAGACAAUAUGGCUGCGAAUACGGAUAGAAGGAGAAUCAAUGCGCCGAGUGGUGGCACAUCUGCACCAAUCUUUGCAAAGACUGUGAAGGAUCCUCAGUAUCAGCAAUCUCUCCGGCCAACCCGUACCAGAGGUCCAGAUGAGCUUCGCAAGAUUUUCCUUCAAACCGGCAUCAUACCUUCUGCUUCUGGAUCCGCAUACCUUGAAAUCCCAGGACAACCACGGUCAUCCUCGACCUUGAUCCCAUCCUCUUCUUCUCUCAAGAUCACAGCCUCCAUUCAAGGACCCAAGCCGCUUCCACGAAGCGCACCUUUCUCUCCAUCUCUUCUCCUCACCACCACAGUCAAAUUCGCGCCAUUUGCUACCCGGAACCGUCGAGGCUAUAUACGCGACUCUGUCGAGCGAGACCUAGGCGUCCAUCUUGAGAGCGCACUUCGCGGCGUGAUCAUUGGAGAACGAUGGCCGAAGAGCGGGGUCGAGAUCGUGAUUACCAUAUUAGAGGGAGAUGAGGAUGGCUGGUGGGGCGAUAGCGCAGGAGAAGGCAGCGGAUGGGGACUGUUGAAUGUUCUUUCGGGCUGCAUUACUGUCAGCAGUGCGGCGAUCACAGAUGCUGGGAUCGAUUGUGUGGAUAUGGUUUCUGGAGGAGUGGCUGCGCUUGUCCGAGAACCCUCACAGACAGGAAAAGAGGGCGCUCUCGUGAAGGUACUCGAUCCUUGUCCUUCAGAGCAUCAAGAUAUUAUUGCUGCGUGCGCGGUGGGGUAUCUUGCCGGAAGAGAUGAGAUUACGGAACUGUGGGUUAGGGGUAAUGUGCAAGAGGAUUCCGAUCAACUAAUUGAGGGCGCAACACAUGCUGCCUUCGGUGGCUUAACGGUCAUGAAGGAGGUCCUACUCGAAUCUCUCGAGGCCAAAUUCAAGGGCUUCACAGAGAAGUCCACGGAUGCCAAGGGCGGCGAUUCGGGGGGCGACAUUGAAAUGUCAGGAUGAUUGUUGUCUCCAUUGAAGACUUGUUUGGAACCCUGUGUGUGCAUAGCGAUGGCGUUUGGAUGAAAAAGCAUGGAAAUGGAUAUACCAUAAAUUUUAUUUGGUGUUUGCCCACUUUCGGCAUAUCAACUACUUGAGAAAAGCCCUCAAAGGCAUAAAUCCACC
Messenger RNA from Aaosphaeria arxii CBS 175.79, 1164 nucleotides. RefSeq names its product exoribonuclease family protein. Gene Ontology annotation, biological process: poly(A)-dependent snoRNA 3'-end processing; rRNA catabolic process; U4 snRNA 3'-end processing. The transcript has 2 exons. Gene Ontology annotation, cellular component: nuclear exosome (RNase complex); cytoplasmic exosome (RNase complex); nucleolus. NCBI's taxonomy places the organism in Eukaryota, Fungi, Ascomycota, Dothideomycetes, Pleosporales. The record is from RefSeq and is a predicted model, not a curated record. The coding region runs from base 28 to 1002 and encodes 324 amino acids.